AUGAGCUCGGAUAACCUGGUGUUGUUCGAUAUGGCCUGUGGUAUUGGAGAAGUAACAUUGGCCGUGAUGGAAUGGUGGACUUCAGGUCGACUCGCGUAUGAUGCGUCGCAAGCCCCCGUCUCGAACAGUGGAGAGCCUGCUAAGAUCCAUCCAGGGGGAUUAGCGAUUGCGCCCAUUGCGCAGAGACGCGCUGCGAGAGUAUCCUUGGCCCCUCCCAUAGGGACUGAUAUGUCCAAACCCACUAUCCUAGCGGCGGAUCCAUAUACAUCAGAAGCAUUCCGUUCACGAACAUCUCUGACUUGCGCACCACUAUCUUUCCGAGAUAUUGCGGAAGGUGCAAUACCCAGUAGAUCACCCAAAAUAUCGGUCAUUGAUCAUGAGAAUAAGGGUUCAAACAUCAAUAUAGAGAGUGAUUUAGCCCCUGGCGAGGUUCUGAUUGAGAUGGUGAUAUGUUCCUUCGCGUUACAUCUCAUCGAGACGCCUUCAGAACUGUUCGCUCUACUCUGGGAGCUCAGUACGAAGGCACGAUGGCUCAUUAUCUUAGCUCCCCACAAGAAACCCGACAUAAAAGAUGGAUGGGGUUGGUGCAAGUGGGACGUUGAAGCCUGGUCGGAAGCUCGCGUCGGAGAAUCAAAAGGAGAAUAUCUACAAGACAGAGUACAUUGUCGCGUAUACAGGAGCCUGAAUGUAUGA
Messenger RNA from Sparassis crispa, 693 nucleotides. RefSeq lists its product as uncharacterized. Lineage: Eukaryota; Fungi; Basidiomycota; Agaricomycetes; Polyporales; Sparassidaceae. The transcript is spliced from 6 exons. The coding region runs from base 1 to 693 and encodes 230 amino acids. The record is from RefSeq and is a predicted model, not a curated record.